Arabidopsis lyrata subsp. lyrata is the source of this 2009-nucleotide messenger RNA. Its product is annotated as cytochrome P450 71A15. The record is from RefSeq and is a predicted model, not a curated record. The coding region runs from base 302 to 1792 and encodes 496 amino acids. Gene Ontology annotation, molecular function: heme binding; oxidoreductase activity, acting on paired donors, with incorporation or reduction of molecular oxygen; iron ion binding. NCBI's taxonomy places the organism in Eukaryota, Viridiplantae, Streptophyta, Magnoliopsida, Brassicales, Brassicaceae. The transcript is spliced from 4 exons.
GAUUUUUUGGCGUUCAAUUUAACCGACGCUGCAACUCCCAACUCAUUUGUCUCUCACAUGUAAGCUAUAGCUGGUUUUAGAACCGAGUUGAAAAUUUGUUAGGGACGAGGCACGAUGUGGCAGUGGAGGUUUUCCGGCGUGACAUGUGGGCGGACAUGUGUCCUAACGCAACACCAAGCUCAUCCACGAGCCAUUCAUUCGACUAAGUAAGGUGACAAAACUGCUUUCUCCGUUUGAUAAUUUAUAGGGUAUUUGUGUAAUACGAAUGAGAGAAACUGGAUUUUUAUGUUCAAAGUAAGAAAUGGAAAUGAUAAUCAUCUCUGUCUGCCUAGCAACAAUCCUAGCCUUUCUUCUCCUAAAACCACUUCUGAAUCGAACCGCUGUCAAAGUCAACCUACCACCGUCUCCGUGGCGAGUUCCGGUAAUCGGAAACCUCCACCAGCUAAGCCUCCACCCUCACCGCUCCCUUCGUUCCCUCAGCCACCGCUACGGGCCACUCAUGCUCCUUCAUUUUGGGCGCGUCCCGAUCCUCGUAGUCUCCUCCUCUGACGUAGCUCAUGACCUCCUCAAAACAUACGACCUUAAGGUUGCAAACCGACCGCAGUUAAAAGUGGUCAAUAAACUUUUUAACGGUGGUCGAGAAGUGGCUUUUUCCCCUUACGGAGAAUAUUGGAGGCAGAUGAAGAGUGUAUGCAUCAUCCAUCUACUCAAUAAAAAAAUGGUACAGUCUUUUGAAAAAGUAAGAGAAGAAGAGAUAAGUGUAAUGAUGGAGAGGGUGGAGAAAGCAAGUUCCGAUUCUUCACCACUAAAUCUAAGCGAGCUUCUUAUAACACUUACAAGCGAUGUGACAAGUAGAGUUUCUUUUGGAAGAAAACAUAGCAACGAGGAAAGCAUGAGCGAUUUCAAGAACCAAGUGAGGAAAAUCAUGGAGCUGGUAGGCGAAUAUCCUGUUAGCGAAUAUAUCCCAUGUUUGGCGUGGAUCGAUAAAAUACGUGGUCUGGAUGAUAAAACGGAAGAAGUGAGUAAAAAUUUUGGAGAUCUUAUGGACAAAGUGGUGCAAGAGCAUUUAGAUUCCAAAGAUAAACCAACAAUGGAUUUUGUCGAUAUAUUGCUAUCCUUCGAAAGACAGAAUAAAGAUGGAAUAGAAAUUCGACGAAGCGACAUUAAGUUCAUAAUCUUGGAUAUGUUUUUAGGAGGAACGGCGACAACUUACGCACUAUUAGAAUGGACAAUGACGGAGCUUAUUAGACAUCCGGAAUGCAUGAAGAAACUCCAAGACGAGAUUUGCGGUGACGAAACAAAGCUUAACAUAUAUAGAUCACAAGAAGAAGUUGAAGAUAUGAAGUACUUAAAAGCGGUUAUAAAGGAGGGGCUUCGGUUGCAUCUCCCUUUUCCAUUACUAGUUCCAAGGCUACUGACUGAAGAUGUCAAAUUAAAAGGAUAUGACAUAGCUGCAGGCACACAGGUAAUAAUCAAUGCUUGGGCUAUUCAACGAGACACUGUGACAUGGGGGAUGGAUGCAGAAGAGUUUAGGCCAGAGAGGCACUUAGAUUCACCUUUGGACUUUCGGGGAACUAAUUUCGAAUACAUUCCAUUUGGAUCUGGAAGAAGGAUUUGUCCUGGAAUCGGAUUUGCAAUGGCUUUGGUUGAGGUGACACUAGCCAACCUUGUGAACCGAUUUAACUGGAGAAUGGAUGUUCGGUUUUCAGGGGAUGAAUAUGAUCUAGCUGAAGCACCGGGAAUCGAUGUUUGCCGCAAAUUUCCUCUUAUUGUCUUUCCAUCUAAUGCUUAAUCUAGUCCCCAUGUUGUCAUGAUGCAGCUUCAAAUGGAUUUUCUCUUAUGUAAUUGAAUAAGUGUUGUAAGGUUGAUUAGCUGUUGAUUAUCGAAUAAACGAAAUCUAGCUAGAACUUCCAAGUUUUUUUUUUAUAACUAUUUUAAAACUCUCAAAAUCAUCUAUCUUUGACCAUCCUUUUAAUUACCAUGUCUUUUUAGUCCGCAUUUUGUAUAGG